AUGGUAGGUUGCACAAUAGCUACUAGUACACAUAUUAAAAUGUAUUAAAAACAUUUUAAUGUAAGUAAAAAUAAAUUUAGUUAAGAAUUGGAUAUAGAUCAAGGAAUAUUCUAAAUUUAACCAAAUAUAUCAGUGCAAAAUAGGAUAAUUUUAUUAAUUUUUGUAAGAAUAAUGGAUUAAGUGAUUCUAACUAUUUUGAUCUGCAAUAUAUAAGGACAAUUAUUUACAUGUAAUAAAAUUUAGUUUUAAUGAAUCUUAUGGUCUAAUUUACAUAAAGAAUUCCUUAACAAAUAAGAGAUUAUCUUAUCAAUUCAAUGCUGUCUGUUAAUUUUCCAAAUAAUAGAUCUUAAAAAGAAUUGAGAGAGAUCUUUCAUAUAAUAUAAAUAAAACUAACUAUAAUAUGCAAGGAAAACUAGUUUAAUCAAUUUCAAUGUAGAAAAUAAAUAAAUAAGUAAAAUAUUAAUAUAAAAAAAGAAAGAAAAUUUUUAAAGAUCUAUUUCAAUAAUUAAAAUUUUAAAUUAAUUUUCUACUAGUGA
Paramecium sonneborni is the source of this 536-nucleotide messenger RNA. The record is from the annotation of a GenBank genome assembly. NCBI's taxonomy places the organism in Eukaryota, Ciliophora, Oligohymenophorea, Peniculida, Parameciidae.